This is a messenger RNA of Labrus bergylta (ballan wrasse), 2802 nucleotides long. The record is from RefSeq and is a predicted model, not a curated record. NCBI's taxonomy places the organism in Eukaryota, Metazoa, Chordata, Actinopteri, Labriformes, Labridae.
ACCAAGUCGGAUUUCAGGUGCAGGGUAAACCUCGACUUGAUGCCCCAACCUUUCCAGCUCAGCAAGCUGCAGGGACGAGUAGGGAAACGGCAGAACAGCAAGCAAGUCUAAAAUAAAGAACUGUUUUUUUUUUCCACAGACUGUCACAGCAAAGAGAUGACUUAUUUUUGUUCUGAUUGACAGAAGAACAAGGAGCCAAGAAGGGAAGAAAACAUUUAUUGGAUGCUACCCAAUUGGAUUUAAUCUAUUGUCUUGAAGUCCUCCGUUAAGUCACCGCUACAGCCGGAAAGAACAGUGCAGCCAUGGACAUCGGUGGUUUGGAGACAGUGGUGGCAAACUCUGCCUAUGUUUCAGCCCGUGGGAGUGUGGAUGGAGCUGCAGCAGCCUCCAUGCGGGACAAGAAGAUGCGUGCCAGGCUGAAACUCCCACACAUUCGAGAGUGCGAGCACACUAAGACAACUGUAGACUCAGCCUUUGACAGCAUGUGUGUAAGACAGCCCAUCGGAAAGCGCCUCUUCCAACAGUUUCUGGAUAGCGACGCAACCAAUAAAAAUGCUGGAGAGCUGUGGAGAGACAUCGAAGAUUACACUAUAUGCCAAGAGAAGGACAGAGUGCAGAAGGCCCAGAAAAUUGUAAAUAAAUACUACGAGUCUGCUUCAAAGAAUUUCUGCAGCUUCCUGGAGGAGAAGGCCAUCAGUCGAGUAAAAGAAGACUACAAGAACGUCCGCGGAGACCUCUUCAAAGAGAGCGAGCAGCAGCUGCUCAAACAUCUCGAGCAGAAAGCCUUAGAUGGCUUUAAGAACAGCAUGUACUUCCUGCGUUAUGUUCAGUUCAAAUGGCUGGAGAGCCAGCCUUUUGACGAGGAGUGGUUCAUGGACUUCAGAGUCCUGGGUAAAGGAGGUUUUGGGGAAGUGUUUGCUUGUCAGGCUAAGGCAACAGGCAAAAUGUACGCCAACAAGAAGCUGGAGAAAAAGAGGCUGAAGAAACGUAAAGGUUACCAGGGAGCAAUCGUGGAGAAGCGCAUCCUUGCUAAAGUUCACAGUCGCUUCAUCGUGUCCCUGGCUUACGCGUUCCAGACCAAGACUGACCUCUGUCUAGUAAUGACCAUCAUGAAUGGAGGAGACCUCAGGUUUCAUAUGUAUAACGUGGAUGAAAAAAAUCCUGGUUUUGACGAGAAGAGAGCAUGUUUCUAUACAUCUCAGAUCAUCUGCGGACUGGAGCACCUACACCAGCACAGGAUCGUCUACAGAGACCUGAAGCCAGAGAACGUACUGCUGGAUGAUGCAGGACACGUCCGUCUGUCUGAUUUGGGUCUGGCAGUUGAACUCCCGCCAGGAAAAGACAAAACAAGUGGAUAUGCUGGAACUCCAGGUUUCAUGGCUCCAGAGUUGCUGCAGAAGAAGGAAUAUGACUACUCAGUGGACUACUUCACACUUGGAGUGACACUGUUCGAGAUGAUUGCAGCCAAAGGGCCUUUUAGAGUGCGAGGAGAGAAGGUUGAGAAUGAGGAAGUGGCUCGUAGGAUCUUGAACGACCCAGCUCCAUAUACACCAGCCUUCAGCAAAGACUGCAAGGCUAUCUGUGAAGGCCUGAUGGAUAAAGACCCGGCAAAACGCCUUGGGUUCAAGAACAAUGACUGUGAUGAGCUGAAGAAUCAGCCCUUCUUCACUGAAAUUAACUGGGGUCGUCUGGAAGCAGGUAUGCUCCCUCCACCGUUUGUCCCUGAUCCCAAGAUGGUCUACGCCAAAGAUAUUGACGACGUGGGCGCCUUCAGCACAAUCAAAGGCGUGGUUCUGGAUGACAAGGACACUGAAUUCUUCGGUGAAUUUUCUACCGGCAACGUCCCAAUCCCCUGGCAGGAGGAGAUGAUCGAGACAGGUGUGUUUGGAGAGAUGAAUAUCUGGGCAGAGAACGGCAAGCUGCCCAAUGACCUUGACCCAAACUUUGUGGAAUCCAAAGGUGGAGGAUGUGUGCUCCUUUGAAUAGCAGCAAAUGGAUAGAAGAAGGUCUAUUGAGAAUAAACACAUUUAGAUUUGGCGUGUGCUCAUUUGCAGCCACUUACUUCUAAUCUGUAUAAUCUGUUAUUUGUACAAUAAUCUGCUAUUAUUGUAAUGAAUACUGUAUGUGAACUUACAUAUUGAUAAGAAUACUAAACACUCAUGUAAUAGUGUAGGACAGUUGUUCUCAACUGGUCGAGCCUCAGGACCCACCAGCUACUCAAAUCGCGACCCAAAUAUCUUAGAUUUUCCAAUCAAUCAGAUUUAUUUCAAGUAAAAUUGAACAAAGUGAUGGAACAAAGAAAAUAAAUAAAACAAACUAGCGCUUCAUAGACUUCUUGACAGCAUUUGUCUUCCAGACACAAAUUCGCUUUCCACUGAAAAUAGCUCUGCGACCCACUUUUGGGUCCCGAACCACCAGUUGAGAACCACUGGUAUAGGAUAUACCUAUAUUAGAGUGUGCACAAUAUGUAGUGUUACUGUUAAAGUGGCAGCUUGUUGAAAAGUUUACGUAGCUGAUAUAUCAUGCAUGUAACUAACUGUAAAUAUGAUUGUACUCAUAAUGACUGAAAUCUAACUUUAUAUGCCAAUUAUUCUGUAUAGCAAUGACAGACUAAUUCAGUCUAUGUUAUUUUGUAGAGCUCACGUGCGAUGUAUAUGUUAUAUAAAUUAUUUGGACAGAAGAAAAGCUCCUCUCUGUAAAUUGUAUGCUAAUUUCAUUAUAUUUAUUUAUUUAUUUAGUUCAUUAUUUGAUACAAAAAGGUAUCUAACUUAUUACCAGGGCAAAUAUUGUAUAUAGAAUAAA